Messenger RNA from Suricata suricatta (meerkat), 1275 nucleotides. RefSeq names its product TatD DNase domain containing 2 (gene TATDN2). Bases 427 to 1275 code for a protein of 282 amino acids. The transcript is spliced from 4 exons. The record is from RefSeq and is a predicted model, not a curated record. NCBI's taxonomy places the organism in Eukaryota, Metazoa, Chordata, Mammalia, Carnivora, Herpestidae.
GGGAGUAGGGCGGGCUGCGCGCCGGCUCUGGCCCUGCCCUGCGGCCCGCCCUCGGCGUACCGGGCCUCUGGGCCACGCGCCAGCCCAAAGACUUCGGGUCUGGUAGCCAUGUGUGGACCCGAAAGCGCCUUGUAGUCUUUGAAGCGCUCUGACAUCUCAGAAGGGCUCUGUAUUGCAAACUAAAUCGAACCGCUUUGUAAUCCCGGAAGCGCUUUGACGUCUCCCUCGUAGCGCCGUGCAAACCGAAGCGCUUGGCGAUAGCGGAAGCACGUUGUGGGUCUGGAAACCAAACCGACGCCCUUAGUAAAUCUUGGGUCGUUUUGAAUAAGACGAAGCACUUUGGAAUCGCGAACAGUCGAAGCGCAUUGGCAUCUCCGAAACCUUGAGAACUGUGAUGGGCAGUGGAAAGAAGGGGGAAAGGUGCCCAUGGCGUCGGAGCGGCGCAAGGUCAAGUACCACUGGAGCAGCACUUCGGAAGGGUGUCCCCGCAAGCGCAGCUGCCUCCGGGAGCCCCGUGAUGUGGCCCCCUCCAGCCGGUCAGCUCCUAGCUCAGCACCGCGUUCAGGGGGGACCAGCAGCCCCAAGCGCCUGAAAGCCCAGAAAGAGGACGAUGUGGCCUGCUUCCCGAGGUUGCCCUGGGGCUCUUCCUGCCGCAGAGAUUCCUCCUCCUCUUCCUCCUCUUCGCAGGCCUCUGGGCCAGGUGUGGGCGGAGCUGCCCGCAAAGGCUGCCUGAUUCGGAGCACACGGGGAUUCCUUUCGUCCCGAGGAUCCCCUUUUCGCUCUGCCGACAACUCUCUGGAAGAAAUGGCUUCUCUAGAGGAGGAAGCGUGCAGCCUUAAGGUUGAUUCAAAAGAUAGUUCUUAUAACUCUGCAAACUCUGAAUUUGCAGCUGAAGCUGAGGGUCAGAAUGACACAGUUGAGGAACCAAACAAGGUCCCGAAAAGGAAGAGGGAUAGAUUUCGAGACCAAGGCUCUACAAUGAUCUACCUGAAGGCUAUCCAGGGCAUCCUGGGGAAGUCGAUGCCAAAAAGAAAGGGAGAGGCUCCCAGUAGGGCAGCUCGGAACACAGGGGAGUGUCCCAGCCAGGGAGAAGGGCCAGCCAGGAGUGUCGCUGGGUCUCCUUCUCAGAAAGGGAAAGAGGCAGCCCAGGAGGUGAGAGCCAAGGAGGAAAAGGCGGUGCCGGAGAGGACCGGCUUCUGCGACAGGAGAGUCGUGAUAGACCCCGAGGAGAAACCCAGCGAGGAGACACCUGGCUUAGGUUUUGGCGAUCUUUGA